Dermatophagoides farinae (American house dust mite) is the source of this 1691-nucleotide messenger RNA. RefSeq names its product NAD(P)H oxidoreductase RTN4IP1, mitochondrial. Gene Ontology annotation, molecular function: oxidoreductase activity; zinc ion binding. The record is from RefSeq and is a predicted model, not a curated record. Gene Ontology annotation, cellular component: mitochondrion. Lineage: Eukaryota; Metazoa; Arthropoda; Arachnida; Sarcoptiformes; Pyroglyphidae.
UUUGAUUCGAAAAAAAUUUUUUUUUUUUCGUUUCAAUUUUCAUAUAGCCGAUAAUAUUGAACCUGAUAUUGUGGUUUUUUUUUCAUUCGCUCCUCCUACUAUUUUUCUUAUUGGACGAUAACGAAAAACAAUUUAUUUUGACGACAAUUUAAGAAUCUGUCAUAAUCAUAUUGUUUGAAAAUUCAUUUGCAUUUUGAAAACUGUAUCCCCCAUUCGUCUUUACAAUACAAUGAUCAUGGAUAUUGCAUCGAAAAGAAUCAUUACAACCAUUUGCCGUCAACGAAAUUAUCCUUUGGAGACGAUCAAUCGUAAAUUGAGUCAACGUUCAUGGAAUAUCGUACGAUUUGAUCAGGAUUUAAAACGUGCAAUUCAAUUCAAUUCAAGUAGUCAAGUGCCGAUAUUAAAUCGUCCCAAUGAAGUCAUGGUUAAAGUAUUGGCAUCAAGUGUCAAUCCAUUGGACAUUGAAAUGAGUCGCGGUUAUGGUAAUGUAAUGUUAUCAUUAGGCAAUACGGUCAUGUCACAUGGUAUUGAUCGACUCACCUAUGGCCGAUUGCCAGUAACACCUGGUCGUGAUUUUGUUGGUGAAAUCAUUUCAAAAGGUCAAAGUAUUUGGAAUUAUAAACCCGGCGAUAUUGUAUGGGGAACAGUGCCUCCAUAUGAGAAUGGUUCACAUGCUGAUUAUGUUAUCACAUCGGAUAACGCUAUCAGUUAUAAGCCGAAAAAUUUAUCAAACGUUGAAGCUGCUGCUUUGCCUUAUGUUGGAUUGACUGCCUGGUCAUCAUUAUCAACAUUCGGUGAAUUGAAUGCACACAACAGUAAUAACAAAAAUGUUCUUGUUCUUGGUGGCAGUGGUGGUGUUGGAUGUUUCGCAAUUCAGUUGUUAAAAUUUUGGGGCGCUAAUGUCAUUACAACAUGUUCGGCAAAAACAAUCGAACCAUUGAAAGAGUUGACAUCUGCAGAUGAAUGUAUCGAUUAUACGAAAAUGGAAGAAUUUCUUCGUGAUUAUCGUGGUACAUUUGAUUUGAUUUUGGAUGCCUCAUCAGCAUCGGCAUCAAGAAAAAAUUAUGACAUAAUCAAAUCGGUUGUAAAUGAAAAUCAACAGAAUUCGAAUACAAUCCCUAGUCGUUCUGGUCCAAUGACACCUGUUUUUGACCGUAAACGUACAAUCUACGUAACACUUAGUUCACCAUUAUUGCGUAACUAUGAUCGUUAUGGUUUAUUAUCUGGUACAAUGAGUACAAUCUCCGAUGCAUUGAUCGAUACAUUGAAUGGUAUUCAACAUGGUAUCAGUUUUCGUUGGGCAUAUUAUUUACCUAAUCCAAAAGCAUUAGCAUAUAUUGCUCAAUUGGUUGAACGUGGUAUGAUAAAACCAUUUACAAGUAAUGUUUAUGAUUUCGAUAAAGCCAUCGAUGCAUAUGAAGCAUUGGAAAUUAAACGUCCAAUGAUGGGUAAAGUUGUACUCAACAAUGAUAAAUAGAUGGUGAUGAUAAUUUAUCUGACCACAAAAUAAAAACAUCAUCAUCAUCAUCAUCAUCAUUGAAUUAAUUAAUUUUUUAAAAAUUUAAAUUAUCAAUUGUUUAUUUUUUUUUUAAAUUGAAUAUAUGUACAAUGUUUACACAUUGAAAGGCGUGUGGUGAGUGUGUGUGUGUGUGUUUUUAUUUUGUAUAAUAAAAGAAUACAUGACACAAAAA